Messenger RNA from Desarmillaria tabescens, 1566 nucleotides. RefSeq lists its product as uncharacterized. Lineage: Eukaryota; Fungi; Basidiomycota; Agaricomycetes; Agaricales; Physalacriaceae. The transcript is spliced from 2 exons. The record is from RefSeq and is a predicted model, not a curated record. The coding region runs from base 1 to 1566 and encodes 521 amino acids.
AUGCUCCACUUGGAUGCAGUGACACAUUCCGUACCAGAGCCUGUAUUCCCACACAAGGAUCUAAAUUCUCGCGUCUCUGGGCUUCUUCGUGCUACACGACCCUUGCUUGAUACCGACAAUGACUGGAUAAUCCCCAAUAUCGAGGAUCUCCAACAGCAGGUAUCGGUAUAUGACACCUUGCUAGACCGUAUCGAUGAAAUCAGAUCUAAGGUGCAAAGCCAUCGCGAUGCAGUUCAGAAGUCAUUGGCGGACUAUGCGUCGACGCUAGCACCCAUCCGACGUCUUCCCAACGAUGUUCUUCGAUCUUUGUUUCGCGAGAUACAGGUCUCAGAAUGGCGGAACACAGGCACACCAGGGGCCGGAUGGCACGGGAUGGUAGAUUUCUCACAGGGUCCUUGGACACUCAGUCAUGUAUGCGGUGCUUGGAGGGAUAUAGUUUUAUCCUAUCCCCAACUCUGGUCGCAUAUUGUACUUUGUUUUGUGACCCCUCGUUUAAAGGGCAUGUCUGAGCGGCGUUCCUCCCCUCGUCAUAUGGCCGACGCACUAAAAGCCAUGAUUCAUCGUUCGGAACAGCAUCCUCUCGACAUAGUGUUCUUAGAUUUCCGAAGCGAUAUUGAUGAGGAUACGCCCGUCCAAGCACUCUCCGUGAUUGCCCAGAAGUCAUAUCGGUGGAGGACCUUGCAGCUCUGUGCAUUCUUGAUAGUAUUGUUGGAGCGGUUGAAGGUGGUUCGCGGGAAGAUCCCUUGUCUGGAAUCUUUGACAAUGGAUACUUCGCGUAGACCACAAUUGCACAGAGCGGACCUCCAUGAAGAUACCCGAAGUAUCUUCGUUGACGCUCCUCGCCUUCAAAGGGUGACUUUACGCGGUACCCGUGGUCUCGGGGAUUUCGUGUUUCCUCCUCAUAUCACUCAACUCGCGGCAUGUAUCACCAGUGUUUCUAAUCUUGGAGUUUAUCAGUCUCUUAUCGAACUCCAUCUCGAGCUCAGUCAAAGAGACAAUAAGGAUAUCUCCCUUCCUCUUAACAUUCACCUUCCCAAUGUCCGCAUGAAUCGUAGCAACUCGGACCAUGGUGCAAGCACCCACAAUGUUCAGAUUGUGAACGAUUUCAUCCGACGUUCGCGAUGCUCCCUUUCUAGAUUAUCCUUCCAUUCUUCAAACGCAGAUGAUCACAACGUUAUUCGGGAGUCACUCUUAUUCAUGGACACUCUUGUGUCCUUGCAAAUUGGGGGCCUUUGGAACAUUGAUGUUAUCUUCGAUGUCCUUGCUUCUGUUGGAUUCCUCCCGAAUUUGCAGCAUCUACGGCUAUUUUGCAUUGGUAUAUCCGGGUCUUCAUCCCUAGAUUCCCUUGUCGCUAUGAUCUCUUCGCGGAGCAAGCAUCUUCGUUCGGUCAAAAUUCAAUGUGGCAGGCCUGAGGAUGUGGAGACCUUCAAUCGAUAUCUCACAGCACUGCAGCAACCUGGACAACACUUUAUUGCUACAGAAAGACUAAAAGACGGAAUUUCUGGAACCCAGUUCGGAAAUUUCAAUCGGUCCGAUUUAGAUGUUCUGGUUGACCACUGGCGGUGA